Molecule: messenger RNA, 729 nt
Organism: Camellia sinensis
Lineage: Eukaryota; Viridiplantae; Streptophyta; Magnoliopsida; Ericales; Theaceae
Source: RefSeq, a predicted model, not a curated record
CCCCCAUUUCUUUCUCUUUCGAUGGCCUUGUUUGUAGGGUUGUAGGGUUCUGCCAUGAAAGGAGGUAGAUCGAAAACGGAGACCAAAAGGACCGAUAGCAAGCUUUCGGUGAAAAGAGGUGCUCCGAGCGAGAAGGCUGGUAAAAAGCCAGCGGCGAAGAAGGGGAAGGCUGCCAAGGACCCUAACAAGCCGAAGAGGCCUGCUAGUGCUUUCUUUGUUUUCAUGGAGGAGUUUAGGAAAACGUACAAAGAGAAGCAUCCUCACAACAAAUGCGUAGCCGCCGUGAGUGUUUUCACCUCAUUUGUUUUACAGAUUUCUGAUUUGUGGAUUUUGUUCAAGUUUGAUUUCAAGAAAAUGGAUGAGGGUCCAGUUGAUGAAGAAGAGUCUGACAAGUCAAGGUCGGAGGUGAACGAUGAGGAUGACGAAGACGAUGAGAGUGGGGAGAAAUCUAAGAAGAUGGAAAUAGAGCCUGGAAAGUUAUUCAUUGGUGGGAUUUCUUGGGACACGAACAAAGACCGUCUGAGAGAGUAUUUCCAAACUUUUGGUGAGGUAGUUGAAGCUGUGAUAAUGAAGGAUCGGAACACAGGGCGUGCUCGUGGUUUCGGUUUUGUUGUCUUUGCUGAUCCCUUUGUUGCAGAAAGAGCUGUUAGGGAAAAGCACAUCAUAGAUGGUAGAACUAUUUUUCUUACUUAUAUUUCAACGGGUAAUUUUGCUUACAUUAAGAAUUGA